CCUUUAGGAAUUCAAUGAUCCUGGUGGGUGCAGCGUUCUUCCAUCGGCGCUUACUGCAGCUGUUCCAAGAGCAGCUGGGUGAAGUACACACUCUGGUCGUCCAAACGCAGAACUGUGACGACAUCGCCAUGAACUUUGCCAUGGCACGUCAACUCUCACAGGUGUCCGGACUCAAGCGGGCCUCAGGGGUGUUCCUGAAGCCCGUAGACAUGCGGAAUCUGGAGAAGGAAGCCAGCAGCGGGUAUGUGGGCAUGUGGCACAGAGCGGAGCACAUGCUGCAGCGCUCCUACUGUCUCAACAAGCUGACACACAUCUACGGGAACAUGCCGCUUCGCUACUCCAAUAUCAUGAUCUCCCAGUUUGGCUUCCCUAGCUAUGCUAAUCACAAGAGCAGGAUAUGAUGUCAGCACAUUUGAGAGACAGACAGGUACAGUCUCAAUAAUGAGAUAUUGGAUCA
Messenger RNA from Sinocyclocheilus grahami, 457 nucleotides. It is a transcript of the gene extl2, whose product is annotated as exostosin-like glycosyltransferase 2. Gene Ontology annotation, cellular component: membrane. The transcript has a single exon. The coding region runs from base 15 to 401 and encodes 128 amino acids. Gene Ontology annotation, molecular function: glycosyltransferase activity. Lineage: Eukaryota; Metazoa; Chordata; Actinopteri; Cypriniformes; Cyprinidae. The record is from RefSeq and is a predicted model, not a curated record.